AUGCAAUUCAACUACUUUGGCAACACCGGACUCAAAGUGAGUUCUUGCCGGCCUCUGGAAAAGACUCGGCCAAAAAAUCAACCGCUGACGAAAACUUUCUUUUUUUCGAUUCAGGUCUCGGCUUUCGCCCUCGGUGGAUGGUUGACUUAUGGUGGAACGGUCAAGGGUGAUCCCGUCAAGGUCAGUUUGUAGCAUUAUCGAAGCUGGAAUGAGCAAUGCUGAAAAGUGUUUCUCCCCCCUGUCGACUCGCUCAGGACAUCAUGAAGGCCGCUUUCGAGGGUGGUAUCAACACCUUCGACACCGCCGAGGUGAGUUGAACAACGUCUCGUUCCCGCAAUUUUAACACGUGUUGACCUUGAUCACCAUCUGCCAAUUAGGUCUACUCGAACGGCCAAUGCGAACUCGAGAUGGGUCGCGUCAUCAAGGAACUCGGUUGGAAGCGCGAGGAAAUCGUGCUCAUCAGCAAGAUCUUCUUCGGCACGGGUCAGAAGCACCCCAACCAGAACGGUUUGUCGAGGAAGCACUUGAUCGAAGGUACCCGCGCGAGUUUGAAGCGCCUCGGCGUCGAGUACCUCGAUAUCGUACGUGUCGCAGGUCUCGACUGGAUCAGAGGAGUCGGUGAAGCUCACGCUCGUCUUCUUCUUCCUGCAUCCACUGCAGGUCUUUGCUCAUCGCCAUGACCCCGCGACACCGAUGGAGGAGAUCGUCCGCGGUUUCAACUUCCUCAUCGACCAAGGCCUCGCCUUUUACUGGGGCACUUCGGAAUGGUCCGCCGCGCAGAUCGAAGAAGCCCACGCCGUCGCCAGGCGUUUGAACCUGAUCGCCCCCGUCGCCGAACAAUGUCACUACUCGAUGCUUCACCGUGAGAGGUUCGAAGUCGAGUACAAGCCUUUGUUCGAGAGGGAAGGUUAUGGAACGACGGUCUGGAGUCCGCUGGAAUCGGGUUUGCUUACGGGCAAAUACGACGAGGGGGUCAGUGGACCUCGUACAACGUCCUUGGUCAGAGACAAGAGUCCUUACUCACGAUUAGGUUCCAUUCUCUAGAUCCCCGACGACUCGCGCUUCAACACCAACUCGGAGUUUUUGUGAGUUUCGCCUCGAUGCUCGAAGGGACGGUCCUCGCGCAGUUCAAAAAACUAAAAAGUUGAGCUUCUCCUCCCCCCUUUCCCCUUCAGCCAAACCACCAUCAAGGAACUCAAGACGCCUGCGGGUGAAGCCAAACUCGCCAAGAUCCGCGAGCUCAAAUCCGUCGCCGACGACCUCGGUUGCUCUCGCGCGACCUUGGCCCUGGCCUGGGCCGCGAAGAACGCUCACGUUUCGACCGUGAUCCUAGGUGCUUCGAAACCGGAACAGGUGACGGAGAACUUGAAAGCUUUGGAGAUCUUGCCCAAGUUGACCAAGGAGGUGAUGGAGAAGGUACGCCCACAGGCUCGAACUCUGCUUCUCCAACGUGGCUGAGAUCAUCCUGACCCUUGUCGAUGACGAUGGGAACAGAUCGAGAAGAUCCUCGACAACACCCCGGCGCAACCCAAUACGUUCGGUCGCACGCGUUAA
This is a messenger RNA of Microbotryum saponariae, 1554 nucleotides long. NCBI's taxonomy places the organism in Eukaryota, Fungi, Basidiomycota, Microbotryomycetes, Microbotryales, Microbotryaceae. The record is from the annotation of a GenBank genome assembly.